Molecule: messenger RNA, 1776 nt
Organism: Enhydra lutris kenyoni (northern sea otter)
Lineage: Eukaryota; Metazoa; Chordata; Mammalia; Carnivora; Mustelidae
Product: fibrous sheath interacting protein 1
Exons: 11
Coding region: 1-1752 (583 amino acids)
Source: RefSeq, a predicted model, not a curated record
AUGGAUAUUAUAAAGGGAAACUUAGAUGGAAUUUCAAAACCAUCCUCAAGUUCAAGAAUACGUCCUGGGAGUAGAGAUUCGAGUACUUCUUUGGAGGUACUCUCACCAGAACCGGCAUCCUUCAAGGUUGAUACUGCAAUCAAGUUGAACUCUGGUAAAGAGAACAACUCAGACAGCGGCAAUGCAGAAGAAAGUAGAAACAAUAAUGAUGAUAAAGGGGAAAAGGACUCUGAAAAGCCAAAAUUGGUGGAGGAUGGAUCAGACGAAGGUCUGAACUUUGUUCAACAUCAGACAGUCCUUGACUGUUCAGAUGAACCUGAAUUAAAAGAAUUAGAUUCUCAACUUCAAGAUGCUAUUCAGAAGAUGAGGAGGCUUGAUAAGAUAUUGGUGAAGAGACAAUAUAGAGAAAAAGAAAUUAAGAAGCAAGGUCUAGACAUGAGAAUAAAGCUGUGGGAAGAACUCAAGUUGGCAAAAACUGGUGAAACUUUGCAAAGUAAUGAGGAAAUGGAAAAUACAAAAAAGUUUCUAGCUUUGACUGAUGCAUCAGAAGAAACUGCCGAUCCUUGUCCCUAUGAGCAUGAAGACACCUUUUUCUCAGUGUUUCACACUCAGGUCCCUCCAGAAGAAUAUGAAAACCGUAUACAGAAAGUCAGUCAAGAUUUUACCUAUGAUGUGGGAGGAAACGAGUCAUUGAUCAAAGCAGAAAAGAAACAUUCCUCAAAUACAGAAAAGACUGAGCUCAGGGGUAAACAUAGCCAGGAUUUUAUCAAAAGAAACAUUGAGUUGGCCAAGGAUUCAGGGAAGCCAGUGGUUAUGAUGGAUACAGAGAGGAAAAGGCUGAUCGAACUUUUGAAGGACUUAGAUGACAGAGAUUCGGGGCUGCCCCAUCCUGAGGGCGAUCAGUCUGGCUGGCUGGUUCCAGGAGAAGGAUACACACUUGCAACCACCCAGCACCAGCAGCUUGCUGAAAUUGACUCAAAGCUCCAAGAACUUUCUGCAGCCUCACCAACAACUUGCAGCAUUUCUCCAAGACUUGAAAACCAGAGUGAUCAGGAACCUGACUUUCAUGAUGAUGAUAGAAACAUGGAAAUAACUCCAGGAGAAAAGGUGCUUCGGAAUACCAAAGAGCAACGGGAUCAGCAAAACCGGCUGAGGGAGAUUGAUGACAGACUGAGGAAACUGAAGGAAAAUGUGUUAGAUUCAACAUCACUUCUCUCUGAGGAACAGUUAAGGUGUCUUCUGGAUGAAUGUACCCUCAAACAAAAGUCCAUGAUUAGACUACCCGCAGAAAGAGAAAAGGAAGACAUGGAGGAUAUAACGCCAGAGGUCCCCCAUCUUUCCAGAUCUAUCCUCUCUGAGCUCCUAAAGGGAUUAGAAACAACGGUCAAGAGCUCUGAGGUGAAAGACACAGAUAUGCCUGAGAAUACGGAAUGUGAAACACUUACAGGCUACUAUCUCACCAAAGCCUUGACUGGGCGUUACACACCCCAGGCCCUUGUCAUUGAAGCAGAGAAUUUGAAAUGCCUCCAGUUUUCCAAGGACAAGGUUAUUAGUGACACAAAAGACUACUUUAUGUCGAAGACUCUUGGCAUUGGAAGACUGAAGAGGCCCUCUUUCUUGGAUGAUCCACUGUAUGGCAUGAAUGCGAGCCUUUCAUCCGAAGACCAACAUCUGAAAGUCCAUGCUGCAGAGAAACCAGAAACGGAUGAACAGGAGACUGAAGAUAUGAUGGAAGAAUGUAAAGAAUCUUAAGCAAAGACUUGCUGGGCGUGUUCU